Messenger RNA from Oikopleura dioica, 1320 nucleotides. NCBI's taxonomy places the organism in Eukaryota, Metazoa, Chordata, Appendicularia, Copelata, Oikopleuridae. The record is from the annotation of a GenBank genome assembly.
AUGGGGGCGCGCUCCUCGAAGCCCCAGCCCUCGGCUAGGGUGGUCGAGUCCGGCUCCAAGUGGUUCAACUCGGUAUUCAAGGGACUGAAAAGGAAAGACAGCUCGAAAUCGAGGGACUCAAAAUCAAGAAAAUCUUCCAAAGAUUCACGCUCCUCCAGGCGGGUCUCGCAAGACCCAAGUGCUUUUGCCGACUUUCAAGUAGAAGAGAAAUCACUCGAGAAAAAUGAUCAAAUGCAGCCAGAUGCAACAGACAUCAACGGGAACGAAGUCGACGCUGGCAGUAAGCUUCCUCUGAAGCGGGAGAGCAACACCUCCGAAGAGGAAACCGCGCGAGAUGCGCCGCCACAAGUUGAAACCGGAGAGCUCAACUUAUCAGAAAGUCUUCCCAUUCCAAAGAUUCAACCUUCCAACCUCUCCUCCUCCGACGCCCAGCAUUUGGAAAAUGAAAACGACCAGCCGCUCGACGAUAGCAUGACCAGGCCGCUUGCACUUGACGAUGUUCCUAACAUAGACGAUUCGGCGAAAGCAACGCCGCGGAGCUAUGACGACAUCCCCGUCGGGACGGUGUUUGCAUUUCAGAAAGAAAAAACUACAGAGUCUCCAUCUGCCAAUCACACGAAUAGUGAAGUGAGUGCUGCUACUACUCGGCGCGGUUCGCGAGGCUCCGCGAAAAGCAGCGGCAGCAGCUCAGAAAGCUCAAACAGAGUAAUUUCAAAUGAGAUGAAAAAUGACUCCUCCGAGAAGAGAGAGAAGGGCGAAAAGAACGCUACGCACGAAAAGGCCGAUGAGUUAUUGCAAGAGCUUAACUCCACCAUUUCGCAAAUUCUAGCGGCGGCAACUGAGGUCGAAGCGUUUCUCACCACAGAACCAUCGGAAAUCCCGCUUGACAUCAAAGACGAAAUAACUGCCGUAGUCGGAGGCUGCCGACUCCUAUGCCAGGAUAAACUGGGCAAACAAUUCCGCAAUUUGUGCCUCAAAGCCAAGGGCGAAUUACCGUUGAAAAAAGACGAAGUCGCGCCGCCAACUGAAGAAGACCUGGUCGGAUUUUGGGAGCUAGUCAACAUCCAAGUCGACCAGAUGAAGGAAAAGUGCCAAAACAUCAAGAAACUCAAGGAAAACAGCUGGCAGGUUGAGAAAAAAGAAGCGCCAAAGAAAGUUGUGAAGAAGAAAGCAGGAAAAACUCCAGCUAAAAAAUCGCCCGCUCAAAUCGAAGCGCAAAAGAAGCGGGAUGAAGAGCGAAAAGCGCGUCUAGCAGCACUCCGGGCGAAGAAGAUCGAAAUGAAUUCGAAUCAGAAGAACGAUCUCGACGGCGGAGACUGA